AUGGAACAACCAGAUCAUCAAUCCCUAUUUCUGUACAACACUUUAACCAAAAAAUGCGAAAAGUUUACUCCAAACGAGGGAACUACCGUAAAAAUUUAUAUCUGUGGCCCAACCGUCUACGAUUCGCCGCACAUAGGACAUGCCAGGACAUACAUCUCAUUUGACAUAAUCAGGAGAGUCCUGAGAGAUUAUUUUAAAUAUGAUGUGAUGUUCGUAAUGAAUAUCACAAACAUUGAUGACAAAAUAAUUAAAAGAGCUGCAGAGAAAAAUAUCUCAUGCGAAGAACUGGGCAUGAUCUAUGAGAAAGAGUUUCUUGAUGAAAUGGAAAAUUUAAAUGUUCUUCGACCCGAUUUCAUCACAAGAGUUACUGAAUAUGUUCCUGAAAUUGUCAAGUUUAUUGAAAAAUUGGAAGACAAGGGCAUGGCAUAUGAAUCUAAUGGGUCGGUAUACUUUAAUCUAACAAAGUACAAGGAAACCUUCAAAUACAAUCUACUUAGGCCAGAGACUACAAACGAGGAAGAAGAGGAUAACUCAGAAAAGAAAUCGAGGGAAGACUUUGUGCUCUGGAAGGCCUCCAAACCGGGAGAACCAAUCUAUGAGAGCAAGUGGGGAAAGGGCCGACCUGGAUGGCAUAUUGAAUGCUCUGUCAUGGCAUCAGAGAUUCUUGGCAAGAAGCUCGAUAUUCAUGCCGGUGGCAUUGAUCUCGCAUUUCCACACCACGAAAACGAAGUGGCUCAGUGCCAAGGCUAUUUUGGGGAUUCCUGGGUGAAGUAUUUUCUUCAUACUGGCCAUUUGAACAUUGAUGGAUUGAAAAUGUCCAAAAGUCUCAAGAAUUUCCUAACCAUUAGGGAUAUUGUGCAGGCAAGCUCUCCCCUUCACUUAAGAGUGUUGUUUUUGCAACACCAGUGGAAUAAGGAAAUGAACUAUGAUCAGGAUCAGUUAAAAGAGGCAGAUGCCAUUCUUAAGAAGAUAUUCAACUUUGUUUCCAAUGCUGAAUCACUUGUUAAAAGAAAUGAUGCCAGACCACUCAACGAUCUUGACAGGAAGCUCAUUUUUGAUCUUGAAGCUUCCCGAGAAGAGGUUAAUUCGGCGCUGAGAAAUAACAUUAACACAAGCAAGGCAUUAGAUGUUCUGCUCGAUCUUAUUUCAAACGUGAAUAUUCAUCUGAAAAUAGCUCACACUGAUGUUCUUAGGCUACUUCUUAAUUUCAUUUUGCAAAUCUUGGGUAUUUUUGGAAUUUGCCAGAAAAAAGACGUCAAGAAUGAAGAUGAAAAGAUAGCCGAGCUCCUAAGUAGUUUUAGAAAUGAGAUAAGGAUAGCACUUAAGAACAAAUCAGACAGCAAAGGGUUGUUUGAAAUAUGCGACAAGGUCAGGGAAUCAAUCAAAGAGUUUGGAUAUGUUAUUGACGACAGUCAGUCAGGGUCUGUUUUAAGAAAAAGCAUGUAA
Messenger RNA from Vittaforma corneae ATCC 50505, 1446 nucleotides. Its product is annotated as cysteine-tRNA ligase. Gene Ontology annotation, biological process: cysteinyl-tRNA aminoacylation. The coding region runs from base 1 to 1446 and encodes 481 amino acids. NCBI's taxonomy places the organism in Eukaryota, Fungi, Microsporidia, Nosematidae. Gene Ontology annotation, molecular function: ATP binding; cysteine-tRNA ligase activity. Gene Ontology annotation, cellular component: cytoplasm. The record is from RefSeq and is a predicted model, not a curated record. The transcript has a single exon.